CUGCAAGAAAAGGUCAUAAUUUAGCUCCCCGACCUUAUCAAUGUGUUCAUGCUUCAAACACAGCCACUCAAAACCAGACACAUUUAUGUACCCCAUAACCAAACUUCAUUUCUGUAACUUCCUGUGGCUCUAAUCAGAAAGAGGGCCAAGAAAUGAGAGAUCCAACAAUAUAUCAUGUAUAAUCCAGAUCUGGGGGUGAGGUUUUAGGGAAGAGAAGAAGAAACAAGGAUGCCGACACUUGGACAAAAAAACGAGGCGUCUCUAGUAUAUUCUCAAGGUUGCUGUCCAACGACUUUUUUCAGUUUACCCAUAUCUCAGUCUCAGAUCACAGUGAGCAAACCCAGGAGCAGCACUUCGGAGUGUCGACACAAUUUUGCAGCAACGACAGCUUCCUCAAUUUUUCCGAACACCCAAUUUACUAACCCUGAAUCUCUGCCAUCACUUGAGGAAUCGUUCACUGAGUUUGUCAGAGUCUAUCCUCAGUAUUCUGAGACUGAACAGGUGGAUCGCGUCAGAGGUAAAGAAUACUACCAUCUUUCUGUUUCCAACCAUACAUGCCUUGACUAUAUUGGAAUUGGUCUCUUCUCUUAUUACCAAUUGCAACGCUACGAAACUGCGAAAACCCAGCUUGCCUCAACUUCAAUCCCUCAGGUACCUCAAUAUUCAGAAGCUCCCUCCUUUAGCAUAUCGUACAAGACUGGGAAUCUGAAGACUCUGUUGCUUCAUGGAGGGCAAGAGUCAGAAUUUGAGACUGCCAUGAAGAAGAAAAUCAUGGGGUUUUUGAAUAUCUCUGAUAAUGAUUACUUCAUGGUGUUCACAGCGAACAGAACAUCAGCUUUUAAACUAGUGGCUGAGUCCUACCCUUUCCAAUCUAAUCGGAAGCUUCUCACGGUUUAUGACUACGAGAGUGAAGCUGUGGAGACAAUGAUUAGCUGUUCAGAGAGAAGAGGGGGCAGGGCUAUGUCAGCAGAGUUUUCGUGGCCACGUCUUAGGAUUCAGUCGACCAAACUGAGGAAGAUGAUUGAAGGUAAGAGAAAAGGCAAGAAAAAAAGAGGACUUUUUGUGUUUCCUCUUCAUUCUAGAGUAACAGGAGCGAGAUAUCCUUAUCUGUGGAUGAGUGUAGCACAAGAGAAUGGGUGGCAUGUGUUGAUCGAUGCUUGUGCUUUGAGUCCAAAAGACAUGGAUAGUUUUGGCCUCUCUGUUUUUCGCCCAGACUUCCUCAUUUGUUCCUUCUACAAGGUAUUUGGCGAGAACCCAUCUGGAUUUGGAUGCCUUUUUGUGAAAAAAUCUGCCAUUUCCGUCGAAGCCUCUUCUUGUGGAGGAAUUGUCAAUCUUAUACCAGAAAGGAGGCUACCGCAGCUGCCAGAGGAUUCUUCUGGUACUCAAGUAGAACAAAAAGCAACCUCUAUCUUACAACAAGAAUUAGAGUCCCUGACCUCUUUCUCUGGUCGUAUAGAAUCCACAAAAGUUGAACAAGGAGUACUGUCUAAGCUUCAGAUCACCGAAUCGGCUCAAGAAAAAAGCAACCCAGUUGAGAAUGCAGAAAGAAGGAAAGCCCCAGAUGGUAAAAAUGGAAGCUUUGAUAUUGAAUGCAGGUGUUUAGAUCAAGUGGACUCUUUAGGGUUAACAGUAAUCAAUAACAGAGGAAGGUACCUUGUAAAUUGGCUUGUAAACUCAAUGCUGAAACUGAAGCAUCCAAACACAGAAGGCGUUCCUCUGGUAAAGAUUUAUGGUCCAAAGAUAAGAUUUGACAGAGGGCCUGCUUUGGCUUUCAAUGUGUUUGACUGGAAAGGAUCAAAGGUGGAACCUGUUCUUGUACAGAAACUAGCUGACAGGAACAACAUUUCUCUUAGCUAUGGAUUCCUCCACCAUUUAUGUUUUGCAGAUAAGUAUGUGGAAGAGAAGGGAAGGAUUUUACAGACCAAAGAAGGUGGAGGCAAAGCAGUGAAGGUGGAGAAGAAGAAAGAUGGAGAGACAAAGCUUGGGAUUACUGUGGUUACUGCUGCAAUAGGAUUUCUGGCAAAUUUCGAAGAUAUCUACAAACUCUGGGCUUUUCUUGCUCGGUUCCUUGAUGCAGACUUUGUGGAGAAGGAGAGAUGGAGAUACACUGCUCUGAAUCAGAAAACAAUUGAAAUUUAACAAGUUUCUUUUUAAGAAAGUUUUUGCUUGUUCCUGUGGAUUGUAAAAUCGGCUGAAGAUAUAAUAAGAUUAAGAUUCAAUUCACACACUUGUAUGAUGUGUUCAGCAACUAAGUGUCAUUCUUUUACCACAGCAAGAAGAUUGGAUGGAUUAGCGGUUUCCUUGGCCAA
Molecule: messenger RNA, 2309 nt
Organism: Neltuma alba
Lineage: Eukaryota; Viridiplantae; Streptophyta; Magnoliopsida; Fabales; Fabaceae
Product: molybdenum cofactor sulfurase
Source: RefSeq, a predicted model, not a curated record